This is a messenger RNA of Mesorhabditis spiculigera, 1473 nucleotides long. The record is from the annotation of a GenBank genome assembly. NCBI's taxonomy places the organism in Eukaryota, Metazoa, Nematoda, Chromadorea, Rhabditida, Rhabditidae.
AUGGCCGACGGCAAGAUGCAAGCAAAUCCAUUUUACAGCAAAAUGGAGCGCCCCAUUGAAGUGAUGAUAGAUGUGCGAAACGGGGCGGAAACGGGACCGGAGAUUGACUGCAAGAGGCCGCGACUUCUGGGUGAAGCCGGAGAAAUCGUCGAUCAAAGAAAUCCGCACUCGCUGCUCCUAGAAAUAACACAAGCGCUACAAAGCGGCGAUAGACCAAGUGCGACUCGUCUCUUCCGCGAAUUCUCGAGAGAUUACGCAUCAGGGCUGCCGGGUAGAAUGGAUAAAUUUCUACAUAUUAUGUCUGCAAUGUUGAAGACAGCACGCAUAUCGGCCUAUGACGAUCUUUCCAAGCUGAUUCUCAGCUCCCUGUUCGAUGUAAUGCGCAAAUGCUCGCGGACGGCGUGGGAAUUGAUGCUGAAGGCCCUACAAGCGGAAGCAGAGCUUUUCGUGCGACCCCCGUUGGAUGGCUUGCUUUUGGACAUUUACGAAUAUGCGUUGAGUCGAGGAUAUGCCACGGUUCCACAAUUAACGAGCGAAAUCCUCAAAACUAGCACCCGAUCCCUCCACUCACUGGAUGACUCGCAGCGCAGAAUGUCGGCGCUCCGCUUCACCUUGGCGCGUAUCUUGCAGCGAGGGAAAGUCGGGCGGCAGGAGCAUCGGCGCUUCGAAUUUGUCUGCUACGACAUGCUGUCAGAUCGGGAUUCUCGCGUACGGCUGACUGCGCUCAACGCGCUGAAGAAGAUGAUUGAAACGGAUAGGUCACUGCGCGACUCGGAUUACGCUAAUAUGAUGUUGGACAGCGAUCGGCAGGUCAGGAUUGAGACGCUACGUUUGUUGCAACUGUUUGCAAAGAAAUUUCCUGAAACAAAAGUGCAUGAUCGUCAGGAUAGGCGUCGACUGAUGAUUCUUCUGUCUGACGAUGCUUUUUCGGCAGUUUGCCAAGGAGUGAAUGACAUGGAUAAACUCGUCCGCGCCGAGGCUGCCCACUUGCUCGGCGAGUUUGUGAAGGUUGGUGAGUCGUACUUGGACCAGACCCUCGACAAGAAGCUGAUGUCGUCAAAAACGACAGACCGUGGCGAGUCCGUCUUCCGAGUCAAGGAAAGCAAGUUUGCGCUGACGAAGGGUGGCGACAGAAGACACGGUGGCCGCUGGCAACUUCAUGGCGGUCGGGAGAAGGCGAAACGCGGCCAAAGCGAAUGGGGCACCGGAAAGCGGCUGAACGAGGUGGCGCCCGGGGAGACGGUGCAGCGGGAUACGAAACACGAGGAGAACGAGAGCAUCAUGUCCCAGGGGGCCGCCGGUGCGUUCGUGACGGCGCUCGAGGAUGAGUUUAUGGCGGUUCGUCAGGCGGCCGUGUACUCGCUGGGCAAGUUGGCGGCAAAUCGGCCAAACUUUGCGCUGACGGCCCUCGACCACUUGGCGGACAUGUUCAACGAUGAAAUUGCACAGGUAUCGUUUUGGACCGGUUGGAAU